Messenger RNA from Closterium sp. Naga37s-1, 2310 nucleotides. Lineage: Eukaryota; Viridiplantae; Streptophyta; Zygnematophyceae; Desmidiales; Closteriaceae. The record is from the annotation of a GenBank genome assembly.
AUGGCGCUGCUAUCGGCCCCUCUCACCGCCACCCGUGGCUACGUGCCGUCUGUGGCCCAGCCACUCCCCGCCGCCCGUGCGCGCACCCUCGCCGCAUGCGCGCUCCCCUCUUCCGCGCGUCCCCUCCCCGUGAACCGUGCAACACGUCGCUCGUACGCGUUAACGGCGCGCAUGCAUGGGCGUGGGGGCUGGCUGAGGGGAUGGCGCCGUGCGUCUGCUUCUGAUGACGACAGUGCCAAAGAUACAGCUGAUAUGGCACGCAGUGAGGAUUACACGCCUCAAUCUGACGUGGAUGAUGUUUCUGAUGACGUGGCGGAGGCGUCGGCGGCAGCGGCUGAGCUGGCAGCUGAGAUGGCGGGCGAGGCUGCGGCUCAGGCCGCCAGCGUGUAUGCCGCCACGGCUGCUGCUGCGGGGAUGGAGGAGGAGGAGGACGUGGGGGGUGAGAAGGACAGGAAAGCGGAGGGCGAUAAGGGGGCGGUGUCAGCUGCAGUGUCUGCUGUUGGCGGUGCUGCUUCCAGUGGGAAAAGGGAGGGUCAGAAGCAGGAGCAGCAGCCGCCCAGUCGUCCCCCGCCACGUCAGCCGCAGGCCUCCAGCGCGCCAGCUGUGACGGGCCUGCGGCGCACGGUGUGGGGGCAGGAAGGCGUGGAGCCACAGUACCCCCCGUUACAGGAACAUCUCACGGUAGACGUGGCGGUGGUGGGCGGCGGCAUCAACGGGCUGAGCGUGGCGUACGCUCUCCUGGAUAAGCACCGCAAGGCCAGGGGCGCGGGCGGAGGAGGGAGGGGAGGCAAGGACCUGUCGGUGGUGGUGCUGGAGGCUCGGGCCAUCGGCUCCGGUCAAACCGGUCGCACAACGGCGCAUCUCAUGCCAUGGAACGACGACUACUACAGCGUGCUCGAGCGGCUCUUCGGGCGGCGCUGGGCGGCGCUGGUGGGCAGGAGCCACGUGGCGGCCAUUGAUUGGGUGGAGCGUGUGGUGCAGGAGCAUGGCAUCGAGUGCGAGUUUGAGCGCGUGGACGGGUACCUCUUCCCUCAUGACAACUCCGAUGAGGCCAACCGCAAGAUGCUGGAGGAGCUGGCGGCGUGUGAGCGCAUCGGCCUCACAGACACCUCUCUGGUGGACCUGCAAGGCGACCCCGCCCUCGGCUCGCUCUCCUCUGCCCUGUGCUUCACCAACGCUGCUGACUUCCACCCGCUCAAGUACUUGCAGGGGCUGGCGAAGGCAGUGACAGCAAUGGGAGGGAAGAUCUACGAGAACACGCGGGUGAUCCGCAACUCCUCGCUCUCCACCACUCUCGAGCUCAACACGAGUGUGCGCGUGACAGCUGGCAGCGUCGUAUUGGCCACCAACUCGCCCAUCAACCACAACCUGGCGGUGCACGCGAGGCAGAGCGCCUACCGGACCUAUGUGGUUGGGCUGGCUGUGCCCAAGGGCAGUGUGCGCCGCGCCCAGUGGUGGGACACGGCAUCGCCCUACCACUACGUACGCAUUGCUACCGGCCCGAGCGAGGCGGAGACAGACACGCUCAUAGUGGGGGGCGAGGACCACCCUACGGGUGUACUGGCGCCUAAGGAGUACUCGCAGGCAUAUACACGGCUGGAGAAGUGGGCCAAAGCGAGGUGGACGUGCGCAGGAGACGUGGUCUUCAGGUGGAGUGGGCAGGUGUACGAGCCAGUGGACCUCCUGGGGCUGUACGGCAAGAACCCUCUCGUGAGCCGGCCAUCAAAGGACGUGUACAUUGUGACAGGCAACAGCGGGCAGGGCAUGACGGGCGGCACCAUAUCGGGGCUCGUGGUAUCGGAUCUGAUUCUGUCGGGGCGCAGCGAGUGGGAGGAGCUGUACGACCCGCGCCGCCUGCCUCCGCUCUCCCAGGAGACAGCUCAGAGCAUUGCGAGCAUCACUGCACACACUGCCCAGGGCUACGCAUUCGACUUACCAAUCAUCCCAGGAGAUGAGCGAUCGGUGGACAAGGUGAAACCAGGGGAGGGUGCGCUGGUGGCAGUGGGGCUGCACAAGCAGGCCGUGUACCGCACUGAGGGGGGCGAGCUGAAGCGAUACUCAGACUCUCAACCUUAUCCUUUCCUCCUUCCCCAUGUCCAACUCCCUUCCCACGUCUCCCUCCCUCCCCACAUCCGUAUCCUCUCCCCAGCCAUCUGCCCGCACCUCAAGUGCGCAGUGAGGUGGAACCCCAACGACAAAACUUUCGACUGCCCGUGCCACGGGUCUCAGUUUGACACAUCAGGGAGGGUGAUUCAGGGCCCAGCCAAGGCCAACCUCUCCCCUGUGUCCGGAGAUGGCUGCUGUGGUUGA